Molecule: messenger RNA, 1143 nt
Organism: Polypterus senegalus (gray bichir)
Lineage: Eukaryota; Metazoa; Chordata; Cladistia; Polypteriformes; Polypteridae
Gene: gpn2
Product: GPN-loop GTPase 2
Exons: 6
Coding region: 123-1064 (313 amino acids)
Cellular component (GO): cytoplasm
Molecular function (GO): GTPase activity
Source: RefSeq, a predicted model, not a curated record
CCACGGAACCAAAUAACGUCGGUUUCACCCGGAACAGUUUCUAUGACGGACGCCUGUCCAGUUCUCGUAGGUCCGCAUCAGGCUGUGUUAAAAAUGGAGAAGUUAUAACUGGUGCAGUCAAAAUGAUGAAAAGGGACUCAAAGCCUCCUACUGUGCUGUUUGGCCAGGUGGUCAUCGGGCCCCCCGGAUCGGGUAAAACCACCUACUGCCUUGGCAUGCAGGAGUUUCUAACAAAGCUUGGUCGCAAGGUGGCUGUUGUGAACCUUGACCCAGCCAAUGACACCCUUCCUUACGAGUGUAUGGUCAAUAUUGCGGAAUUGGUGACCCUUGAUGAUGUAAUGGACAGUCUGAAGUUGGGACCUAAUGGUGGACUCAUAUACUGCAUGGAGUACAUGGAAGCUAACUUUGAUUGGCUAAAGGAGAAGCUGGAGAAAUUCAAGGAUCAUUAUUUUCUUUUUGACUGCCCUGGACAAGUCGAGCUCUACACACACCACAGUUCAGUAAAGAACAUAUUUGCUCAGCUAGUGAAAUGGAACUUCAGGCUCGCUGCCGUCCACUUAGUGGAUUCCCAUUACUGUGCGGACCCAGCCAAGUUCAUUUCAGUGCUGUGUACAUCGUUAUCCACCAUGCUGCAUGUUGAGCUCCCCCAUGUGAACGUUCUUUCCAAGAUGGACUUAAUUGAACAAUAUGGAAAGCUGGCAUUUAAUCUAGACUUUUAUACGGACGUACUGGAUUUGUCCUAUUUACUGGAGCACUUGACUUCUGAUCCAUUUUUCAAAAAAUUCAAGUGCCUGAAUGAGAAGUUGGUGGAACUGAUUGAAGAUUACAGUUUAGUGUCUUUUGUGCCUUUAAAUGUUCAGGACAAAGAAAGUAUGGUUCAAGUGAUGAAAACUAUUGAUAAGGCUAAUGGGUACUGCUUUGGUGACAUGGAACAGAGGAGCCUGGAGGCCCUGAUGUCUGCCGCGGUGGGAGCCGACUUUCACUUCUCCUCGACGCUGGCUGUUCAGGAAAAAUAUCUGGAGCCUAACGUGAUGACUUUGAAGGAGGAAAUGAUGGAAUUAUAAAAGGAGUGAAACUUCUUCAAGUAACAGGAAGACUUCCAUGGAGAGCUGAGAUCUUUCAAAGGUAUACGUUGCACCAAAA